GCAAGGAACUCUGGGGGAACUGGGCAGCGUCCUCUCCUGCAGCCCCACUAGGCCUGCCCUAGUGGACGGGGGGAGGGUCAUUCCCAUUUCAGGUCCUGCCACCCCGGGCCAGCCUGACUAACCAGCUCCUCCGGCCGCCCGGGCUGGGGGCUGGGGCGCACCAAGGCAGCAGACGGCCCAGGCUGCGGCGGCCCGGGACGAUGGGGCUCCCCCGAAGGCAGCCUGGCCCCUGGCUACUUCUUCCCGUGGUGGUGCUGCUGUGGCCUUCCUGCACAGGCCUGGAGCUGGUCUCCUACACGCCGCAGAUAACGGCCUGGGACCUGGGCGGGAAGGUCACUGCCAGCACCUUCUCCCUGGAGCAGCCGCGCUGUGUCUUCGAUGGCUAUGCCCGGGCCACGGACACCAUCUGGCUGGUGGUGGCCUUCAGCAACGCCUCCACGGGCUUCCGGAACCCACAGACCAUAGCAGGCAUCCCGGCCGCCCCCCGGCUGCAGACCGAUGGCCACUACCUGACGCUGCCCAUGUCCCCGGAGCUGCUGCGCUGUGAGGCUCCCCAGAGCAGCGGCCGCCACAUCCGGGUGCUGCGGGUGGGCAAUGACCCCCACUGUCCUGUACACCCCCAGCAGCCCCCCUACUGCAACACCCCCCUCCCCAGCCCUGGGCCUUACAGGGUCAAGUUCCUCCUAAUGGAUGCCAGGGGCACCCCUAGGGCCGAGACAAGGUGGUCUGACCCCAUCACCCUCAACCAAGGCCGGGCCCCAGACUCCAUUGACACCUGGCCAGGGCGGCGCAGUGCAGACAUGAUCGUCAUCAGCUCCAUCCUCCCCUGCCUGGCCGGCCUCCUGCUCCUCGCCUUCCUGGCUGCCUCCACCGUGCGCUUCUCCAGCCUGUGGUGGCCUGAGGAGGCCCCGGAGCAGCUGCGAAUUGGCUCCUUCAUGGGGAAGCGCUACAUCACCCACCACAUCCCGCCCAGUGAGAGCCCCAUGCUGCCCGACUCCCUCCCCAGCCUCAGCCCCUGACCCAGGCGCCCCCCGCUGCUCGGGGCUCGAGGGUACUGGGCAGGCUCUGCUCUGGACUGCAUCACCACCUCACCACCCGGGAGGAGCAACUUCAAGACAGCCCCGGGCUGCCCACGAGUGGUUCCCGACCUGACCACACGGGGGCACCCGUGCACUGCAGCCGCAGGGCUCUGGCGUAUGCACCUGCUCUGCCCAGCUCGGGGCGCAGUGAGGUGCCCACCACUUUGUGGGUCCUGGAGGUUGGGCCGCCCCUUGUUGUCUCUGUCAGGUCUGAGAACCCACCACAUCGCCAUCCCCUCUGCCCAGCUGCUGCCUUUUCUGAAUGGGGAAACUGAGGCUUGUGACCUGCCAUCCUGCCUGUUGUCUCCCCAACACUU
Sorex araneus (European shrew) is the source of this 1396-nucleotide messenger RNA. RefSeq names its product uroplakin 3B (gene UPK3B). The coding region runs from base 201 to 1019 and encodes 272 amino acids. Lineage: Eukaryota; Metazoa; Chordata; Mammalia; Eulipotyphla; Soricidae. The record is from RefSeq and is a predicted model, not a curated record. The transcript is spliced from 6 exons.